CGACGAGACCGCCGAAUUCCGAUCUCGUCCGCAGUCCGCACCGCGUCACACGUAUCCCGCCGGCCGGUCGACUACGACCGCGCAACCGCACAGUCCGACAACGCGUCCGCCGCCGUGCACUCCGCAAAUGUGUUCGCCGAUCGGUAUCAGACGAUAUUUAUUGUAAUCAAUCGUAAUAUCGUUACAGCGAUUGUCAGUGAUUUUCCGUUCUCUCUCUCUAGUGUCACUCCGCCGGCUUAUUCCGUUCACGUCUUUCCGGUUUCCAGUCCAGAGACCGUUUCAUACACGUCCGGCCUUUGACAGAUCGGCGCACUCGGGGGAUCUCGCUGGUAUGACAAUUAUCGACUACGACGGAUCGUCGGGACACCGGACACGACAAGACACCAGUCAGGCAUGCGAUUGACGACGUACGCCAGCGGCGACGGUCGAACAGCGGCGACAUGUUGAUGCGCCAUGUCAAGGCAUGGACGCUCUAAACAAUACGGUCCGGAACCGCCGCCGGCGGCCGUCUACACCAAGCCGCCGCCGCCGGUGCACGGCAACAACACGUACAACGGCCGCGCGCACCACCAUUACCAGCAGCAGCAGCAGUCACAACAGCAACACCAGCAAUUGCUGCUGCAACAGCAAUUCUACGGCGCGCAGCAGCAGCAACAACAGUCGAACGCGGUGGUCGGAUCUAGGCCGCCGUCGAGCAGUCACCACCACCACUCGUUGCCCAGAAAUGCCUGGAGCGCGGACAGACAUUCACCGGUGGCCGGCGGAUCUUCUUCGAACAGCUCGAAUGACCGGGCGUACGCGGCCAACCGCCGGGCAAAGCACCACCGAGUGUACAAUAGCCACCGGCAGACGUCUCGCGGCCACCACAAGAGCGGUGGCGGCGGCGGCGGCGGUGGUGCCACUACGGACCCGGACGCACUGUCGUCGGUGACAACGGCCGGCGUCAAGUACAACCCGCUACAGCAACCGCCGCCUCAACAGUUGAACCACCAAUCGCUGCACCAACUACACCAGCAGCAGCAGCAGCACCACCACCACAGGCCGCAGAUGGCGCCGGUCUGGCCACCGGUUGAACCGCCGUCGUCGGCCGUUCACCAUCACCAGCAACAGCCGGCCACCGCCGCCCAAUACUUGCCGCAGCCGCCACCACAGUUACCGCCGCAGAACGCCGCCGCUGCGGCCGCGGUCUUGAGGCAACAUCACCAGCCACCGGCGGCGGUGCCACUGUUGUUGCCCUCGUGCGACGUAGCCGUCGACGCGUGCGGCGGCCACUGUCCGAGGUUCGAAAACUUCUGCCAUUUCUGCUUGCUGGUGUUUUAUUUCGCGGGCAUCACGGUGGGCUUCCUGUUGAUCAUGGCGGCCGUCGUGUCUACCCGGGACCCGCGGUUCCUGUACAUCGGCGGCCUGGUGCUUCCGGUCAGCGCGUUCCUGAUGGCCGUUCAGUGCCGAGUGCGGCAAGACGCCGACCGCCGGAAGCGGCACAGGCAGCUGAACGGCCGACACCACCACAGGUCGAACGCGGGCGCCCUGAUGAUGAUCAACAACAACAGCAGCAGCAGCAACCAACACAACGGCGGCGUUGCCGGCCAACCGUCGGCCACCGGGUCCGGCAAGGCCGCAACCGCCGCCGAGGCCAUACCGCUGCAGAAUAUCAUGGUGGCCGGCGGUGCCGAUAACGGCGGCACGCUUCGCCGGCAGUUCCAGGGCAACGUCUACCAGUACGUCGGCCAGAGGGACGGUAGCGAGACAAACUACAACGCGGCCAACGGCCAUCACUACGAGACGACGUCCGACCUACAGCAAAUCGAAGGAGUGCCGUGGUGGAGACGAGAAGACAACCGACCGUAUCACAACCGCGCCGCUCACCAGUAACCAACCGUCACCACACACACACACACCCCGUCCUCGGCUGGUCGUAAUUAUUAUUUUUGUUUUCCAAUAGCCCCCGUUGAGUGUGUGUAUGUGUGUUUUUCAUUAUUAUUAUAAGUACGAUUUAUGCCUAAAUUCAUUAUUAAUAUUAUUUUUUUGUCACUAAGUUUUUGUUGUCGCCCCGAUGCUUUGGUGCGACGUUUGUACACAUAUACAUAUAUAUAUAUACAUACAUUAUAUUAUUAAACAACA
This is a messenger RNA of Metopolophium dirhodum (rose-grain aphid), 2121 nucleotides long. RefSeq lists its product as uncharacterized. Bases 454 to 1872 code for a protein of 472 amino acids. Lineage: Eukaryota; Metazoa; Arthropoda; Insecta; Hemiptera; Aphididae. The record is from RefSeq and is a predicted model, not a curated record. The transcript is spliced from 5 exons.